AUGUACUCCUUCAGCUUCCCCAAGACCAGCCCCAGGCAGCCCCGCGGCGUCAAGAGCCUCACCACCGCCGAGUCCUUCCCUGCCAGCUCCACCAAUGUGAGGUCCACCGGGUUCACCACCUUUGUUGACGGCGCCCCACCCAAGAACACCUUCCGCUCGCGCAACAGCUUUGUCAUUGCCAGGGGCGCCCUCUCGUGCAUGAUGCGGGAGAAGAAGUCCAACUUCACGCUGGUUUCCAAAAGCGCAGCAAGUGUAUGUACCGAGGCCAUGUCUAGUUGUUCCGCUACUAACCUCCUCUAGCUCUGGGCUGCGGCCGGCCGCCCGUUCAAGCUGUACUUUGAGUAUCUCUCCCUCCUCGAGUCGAUCUGGCACGACCGCAAGCAGUCGAUGUUCGCCCCUGCUCCUACAGCAAACUUGAGCUACACUGAGUUGUUCCAGCCGAGUAAGCGCGCGGCCACAGGGGGAGGCACCAGGCUCAAGUUCAGACUCAACCCUGCUAAAAAGGUGCAAAAGAAACGUGCAGCGCCACUGUUUCAGGUUAAGGGUGCGCUUAAUUGCCGCUGGGGGAUCGUGACUGAGGAUAUAUUUAGAUAG
Lodderomyces beijingensis is the source of this 594-nucleotide messenger RNA. Lineage: Eukaryota; Fungi; Ascomycota; Pichiomycetes; Serinales; Debaryomycetaceae. The record is from the annotation of a GenBank genome assembly.